AUGAGCAAAGGCAGAAAAACUUCUCCAGACCCUGAUGAACCUAUAGAGGAAUAUACUGUUGAAAAAAUUAUAGACAGCAGAAUUAAUGAGCGAGGGGUUAAAGAAUAUCUGUUAAAAUGGAUUGGUUAUGAUCAUAAAGAUAAUACUUGGGAACCUGAAGGACAUUUGGAUUGCCCUAGUCUCAUUAAAGAAUAUGAAAUGAAUAAGGAGAAAGAAAAGAGUAAGAAUAAGAAGAAAGUGGAUGAAAAACGAGGGAAAGAUGAUAAAAAAGCCCAUGGAUUUGACAGAGGUCUAGAACCUGAAAAGAUAAUUGGUGCUACAGAUACAUCAGGUUCACUGAUGUUUUUGAUGAAAUGGGUCGGUACUGACGAGGCCGAUCUCGUACCAGCUAAGCAAGCCAACGUGAAAUGUCCCCAGGUAGUAAUUAAGUUUUAUGAAGAGAGACUAACUUGGUCUGCCCCACCAUCAGAAGAUUACCGAAAUUAA
Molecule: messenger RNA, 486 nt
Organism: Diabrotica balteata
Lineage: Eukaryota; Metazoa; Arthropoda; Insecta; Coleoptera; Chrysomelidae
Source: the annotation of a GenBank genome assembly